Molecule: messenger RNA, 1101 nt
Organism: Gongylonema pulchrum
Lineage: Eukaryota; Metazoa; Nematoda; Chromadorea; Rhabditida; Gongylonematidae
Source: the annotation of a GenBank genome assembly
AUGUCUUUGCUCUCGCGACUGGUCACGGGCUCGGCUUCGGCCAUCGUCCGGAAACCGGCGGUUCAUUUCAAAAUUCCGAUAAUAAAGGUUGUUGUUCGAAGACCUGUUGUCCUUGGUGUGCCGCUGGUGGAGCGAUUAACACCUGCGCAGCGACGAGUGAUUGGAGCCUGGCUACUCGGAUGUGCUGGAAUGGUCUAUGGGGCAGUUGCACUGGGAGGCGUCACCAGGCAUGAGCCAAGACUGAGUAUGGUGAACUGGGAUCUAUUUCGUACAAUGAAGCCACCAUGGGGUCAACAGCAGUGGGAAGCGGAAUUCGAACGUUACAAGCAGUUUCCAGAGUACAAAUACAAAAGUAGCAACGAGGAAAUGACGAUGGCACAGUUCAAAUUCAUUUGGGCAAUGGAAUACAUCCAUCGAAUGUGGGGACGAGCUCUGGGCAUCAUCUUCUUGGCUCCAUGUGUAUAUUUCUGGGCACGAGGACGUUUUGCUUCACCGAUGAAAAAACGAAUGCUAAUUGCUGGCAGUUUAGUUGGCCUGCAAGGCUUAAUCGGUUGGUGGAUGGUAAAAUCAGGACUCGACCCGAACAAUAAUUCAAACAAGGAUAUUCCGCGUGUCUCGCAAUAUCGCUUGGCCACACAUCUGACUUUGGCAUUCGUUUUAUACACAGUCUUUUUGUGGACAGGCCUAUCGCAUGUUUUCACACCGCAUGAUCACACAAAUAUCAACAAAAUUGGACGACUGCGUGGCAUGACACAUCUGUCAAAAACACUUAUCGUCCUCACGGCGGUAAUGGGCGCAUUUGUGGCUGGUCUCGAUGCUGGCCUGGUCUAUAAUUCAUGGCCAAAAUAUGCUGAUCGAUGGCUUCCCGAAGAUUUAUGGCUCACUGAUCCGAAAUGGCGCAACAUUUUUGAAAAUCCAACAACCGCUCAAUUUAUGCAUCGAAAUAUGGCUUACUUGACGCUGGCUUCGGUGACAUUGACAUGGCUUUUCGGACGCCGCAUGCAACUCGGCCGACGCGCCAAAAUUGCGCUACAUUCAAUGAUGGGUAUGAUGUAUGCGCAAGUACUACUUGGCAUUGCUGCUUUGGUAUGUUCAUUUUAA